AUGGCAAGACCAGCAAGAUACGUCAGCGAGUCGAUGGUUGCCAUGCGCAAGGCCUAUACUGAAUGGGGUCUCACUGGACUUGCCGAGGAGAUACAAAAGCUGGAUCAACACUACGCUCCACUCGUCAACAUCUCUCGCCUAUCUACCCCCGUCAUGAUCGAACACGGCAUGCUGCUUCUUGCUCAAAUCCCUCGCGACAUGCUGCUAAGCAUCCUUAACAACACUCUGGUUUCGAACUUCAAAGCCGGCAAAAUCACACUACAAGACUGGAAUCUCAUUCCCCGUUCUGUCAAGCAGCAGAGAGAGCCCGCGAUAUACGUCAACUACUACACAACCCCUGACGGCACUGGUUUGACUAUCACGGAAUAUGAGCAGUACCUACAGGCAAUGGAAGAUGCCAUUCAAGGCAGGACAACAACAGUCAACGGCGUCAGCAUCAACAUUGUCUCAGAAGUGAACAAGUACUACAAACAACGCACCAACGAAAAGGGUGCAUUCUUGACCGCCCACAAGACUGCCACCCGUCGCGAUCUGCCUGAUUUCUUGAAGUAUCAGCAGAAAGUGGUUGCGGCUGCCAAAGCCAAAGGUGCUGGCAGGAUACGUUUCCCCGGCGAAGUCGGCUGGGCCAUCAAUACUGACUCUCGAGUAAAAACUCAUCACAAACUCCAAGGAUCAGCGAUUAUGUUCCGCUUGACCAUGUGUGUCGUCAGUGUAUUAUUUCCACACAGAAACUUCGAACUGAACUCAUUCGCUCUUUUCCGUGUGGUCAUGUGGAAUCAUGCCGAGAUUGGCGAAUCGAUUGGAUCUCACCUAGUCAACAGCUACGCCGGUUAUGGUGGUUUCAACUUUACCACCGCCGGUAUAUCAGUCAACUCAGCCAUCAUUGCCAAUGCCAGAUUGUGGAUGACUGUAUGCACUCAAUACGAGGAUGUCAUUGACUAUGCUCACCAAGCUAUCCUCGCUGAUCGUCAGAUGUUUGAAGACAAGGUCCAGAAGCUUGAGGUGAGUUUCCAUAAUCUCGUCAUGACCAUCUUGAAGUAUAGUAUACUGAUAGAACCAAAGGAGGAAAUCGAACGCCGCCAGAAGUUUGACAAGCUAGCCGACUUGGAAGACGAGUUGGACAAUCUCCUAGAACAGGCCGGUGACGACUCGCUUCAUAUCGCAGUUCGCGAAGAAACAAAAAAGGUCAAUGAUCUUCAGAGAGUGUUUCAGAAACAAGAGGGGGAGGUCAAAAAGUGCUAUGACAACCUGUCGACCCUUGCUGCCGACUUCCAGCUUCUCGAUGUCGCUCCAUCGACAAUCGCUCACAGUAGUGGCAGUCAUUCGUCCAACUCAGGCGAGGGAGCUCAGGCGUCUUGA
Messenger RNA from Aureobasidium melanogenum CBS 110374, 1359 nucleotides. RefSeq lists its product as uncharacterized. NCBI's taxonomy places the organism in Eukaryota, Fungi, Ascomycota, Dothideomycetes, Dothideales, Saccotheciaceae. The record is from RefSeq and is a predicted model, not a curated record. The transcript is spliced from 2 exons. Bases 1 to 1359 code for a protein of 452 amino acids.